AUUGGUUCACCGAUCGUUCGAUUUUAUAGAUGUAUAUUAUUCAGGUAUAUGUAGGGCCUUACGUGUUAAGGUCAAGAAACAACAAGGAACCUGUUUAUUAGUUUACUUACUUCUUAAUUACAUUAUUUCAUGAUAUAAUUGGCUCUUAUUAUGUAUGUGACCAAUUUUUGACACUCAACAAUUUGUGAUUGCACUUCGUCAAAUUCUGCUUCACAGAAUCGAAGUUGGAGUCAACCAGACCAAAAGGAGUUUUUGAAGUUGCUGUUAAUAUAAACUAAAGAAAGAUGGGGAAAGAUCUUGGGAAUAGUACAGAGAAACUCUCCAUCGACGGUGAAGAUGAAAACAAAGAAAGAGGGAACUGGAGUGGCAAGCUUGAUUUCUUAUUAUCGUGCAUCGGCUAUGCUGUUGGACUUGGCAACGUAUGGCGGUUUCCUUACUUGGCGUAUGAUAAUGGCGGAGGUGCCUUUCUUAUACCGUACGUGAUAAUGUUGUUGUUCUGUGGACUUCCGCUUUUCUUUAUGGAAUUGGCAGUUGCGCAGUUCUGUUCAAAAGGUGCAAUUUCAAUAUGGAUUGUGUCACCAUUAUUUACAGGACUUGGUUACGCUAUGUGCAUUAUUUCCGGUUUGGUGUGCAUCUAUUACAACGUCAUCAUAUGUUGGGCUAUAUUCUACCUCUUUGCCUCAUUCACCUCAAAGCUCCCGUGGGAGAGUUGCGGGAAUGCAUGGAAUACAGCGGCGUGUAUAGAAGGAGAAAUGGUGAUUGGUCCAGACGGGAACCUGACGAAAGCAGCAGAUAAUGUGACGUAUGAAGAAAUCUGUGCUGCCCGCAAUGCAUCAAUGAUGAUGAUGUCAAACACAACAGGAAGUCUUAAGACACCGAGCGAGGAAUAUUGGGAAAAUUUUGUUUUGGAUAUAUCACCAAGUAUCGAAGAAACUGGAACCAUUCGAUGGCAGCUAGCACUAUGUCUUCUCCUCGCUUGGGUGGUGAUAUUUCUCUGUCUUUGUAAAGGGAUCAAAUCAUCCGGCAAGGUUGUAUACUUCACUGCUACAUUUCCAUACAUCGUGCUGGUUAUCUUGUUGAUCCGAGGUGUGACUCUACCAGGAUAUUGGAAAGGCAUUGAGUAUUAUGUAACACCGAAAUGGGACCUUCUUCUAAAUGCCAAGAUUUGGGGAAAAGCUGCAGUUCAAAUAUUUUACUCGCUUGGACCUGGAUUUGGAGGUCUUCAUGCUAUGGCCAGCUACAAUAGGUUCAAAAAUAACUGCUACAGGGAUGCUGUUAUCGUUGCUCUUAUAAAUUGUGGCACGAGCGUCUUCGCAGGUUUCGUCAUAUUUAGUGUCAUAGGAUUCAUGUCCCACUCUCUCUGCGUGCCAGUAGAGGAUGUUGCAGCCUCGGGACCUGGCUUAGCGUUUGUAGCUUAUCCAGCAGGUAUAGCAAUGAUGCCUAUAGCUCCACUGUGGUCGUGUUUGUUCUUCCUCAUGUUGUUCACACUUGGUCUGGACAGUCAGUUUGCUAUGAUGGAAACAAUUAUAACUGCUGCCACUGACGAGUUCCCUAAGCUUAGGUCUAAGAAGACUUGGUUCACACUCGCCCUCUGUAUAUCUUUCUUUAUUCUUGGUCUACCAUGUGUUUGUAACUCGGGUAUGUGGUGGUUGAACCUGAUGGACUGGUAUAGCGCUGGCUUCUCUCUUAUGUUGGUGGCCUUAUUCGAAAUCGUGGCCCUUAUGUGGGUUUAUGGUAUCAACAACUUCCUGAACGAUAUCAAGAUGAUGAUAGGAUUCCGUCCAAACCCUUACUGGAUGGUCACGUGGGGUGGCCUUACAUUCCUUACAAUUCUAGGUAUCUUGGUUUACUCAUUCAUCGACUACGGGGCUGUGACGUACAAUGGUAUGGCUUAUCCAUUCUGGGGAGAGCUGCUCGGUUGGGGCAUGGUUCUAUGCUCCUUCAUAAUGAUACCUCUCUUCAUGGUAAUCAAGCUAUUUCAGCACAGGAAUGACUGUCGAUCCGUUAUACGACCUACGGAAGAGUGGGGUCCAGCCCUUCCUCGCUACAGAGCCCUCGACCCUAGAUAUUCGGGUGGUAUUCCCAUGACUAAUACAGAGUACCCUGGCCAAAAGAACCCAGGAUUUGAUGCAAUCUAAAAUACUGUAUCAAGGACAUAGACAUAUGACUAUACACGUAUACUAUGAGAAUAACUAAACAAACAAUAUCACUAUCUGCAUGAUACCCACCGUGCAUAGAUUGUGUAGACUAAUGCCUCUCUAUUUUAGUCCGGGAUUUUUGUAUGAAUCUCUAUUUUAGUACGAAUGUCUAUUUUAGUAUGAAUCUCUAUUUUAGUAUGAAGCUCUUUUGUCCAAAUUGUCAAGUUGAAUGAUGGCAAGUUUUAUUUGAAUUAUGCAUAUGAUUUCAUCUUCUCAGAAAGCACCAAAGAAUUUAAAGAUAUUUUAGUAUGUUGUAUCAUAACUUAAGCUUUAUUGUCCCAUAUUCAUUGUGUGUCGUGAAAAUUGAGCUGCAUUAUUUUCAUUGUACCUGGGGACGAGUUGUCUUCGCCGGACCAGCUUUACAACUUACAUUCAUGUAAAACAUUGAGCUACACAUUUUUUAUAUCUUAUACGUUUUGAGGUACAAUUGUAUCAUCUGAGCAGA
Owenia fusiformis is the source of this 2643-nucleotide messenger RNA. Lineage: Eukaryota; Metazoa; Annelida; Polychaeta; Sabellida; Oweniidae. The record is from the annotation of a GenBank genome assembly.